AAUGCGUGCUCAUCCAUGGCGCCGACGCCGGCGUGCGUCGCUAGAAUCUCCUCGGCGUGGCACUGGCGUAUUUCACUCUCUGGCCGGUCCGAUCUUUGGGAUCAGGCAGCUAGCCGCCAUUCUUGGUGCGUAUUUUACAGUUUUCUCGCGGUUUUCUCGAUUGAGUCUCGCGCUAGCUGGCUUUGAUCGGUACGCGAGACGAAUCGAUCUUGCAGAUGGAUGGCGUCGGCCACCGCGGUUGUUCUUGGGGGAAGAAACCCUAGCUUGGCGACGACGGAAGAAUAUAAAGGUCCAUUCCUUGAUGCUAACUUAGUAACUAUUUUAUUCUCCAGGAUCACUUUGGUUUUUACCGAUGGUUUUCUAUCGAGCUAUAAAGGAGGUCGGCUCGGGGAGCCAUGGAAGCGCCGGCGAAUUGCGGCACCAGUGGCAUCGGAAAUGGGAGAGAUCCAUGCUACCGAGCUUGAACUUCUCGGCGAGGCGGCAGCGGUCGGUAACGAAGCAGUGACGACGAGCUUCAGCGAUUCCUGGCCAGUAGUGACAGAUGAUCCCGCAAGAACUUCUCUUCCCAGGUCUUCAUCAUCCAUCCAGCUUCCAGCGGUCGCAGCAGAAGACCAAGUCUUUGUCCCUAGCGAUCCAGGCUCCGGAUUUGAUCACCUCGGCGACAUUCAGCGGUCGCAUGCGAGGAUCGGUGGCGAGGCAGCGACGGAUGAUCCUUUUCCAAGCUUUGGUUCGCUGACAAGCUUCGCGGAUUUGUCAUCUUUCCAGCGCAGCUCGACCUUAGCGAUCGCAGCAAAAGUGGAAGCCUUCGAGCAGCCGGGAAGCACAGCUCAGGAUUUCUCUCCCGUGGGAGUGGUGGCGGCCACCUUGGUUCCAGCGGUCGCAGCGAAAGACCAAGCCUUCGGUGCUAGCAGUUCAGGCUCCGGCCUCCGCGGCAUUCAGUCCCAUGCGGCGAUCAGUGGCGAAGCAGCGGCAGGAGAUUAUGGGCCUGUAGCGACGGAUGAUCCGACCAGCUUGAGCGCUAGCGAUUCCAACGUCCAGGUGUGGGAGGCAACGCAGGAUUUCUCUCUAGGCGAAAUAGCGGACGCCAUCGUACGCAACUAUUUCGAUGGCAAGCUUCCACGGGACUCCGCCAGACCAGCCGAGGCCAUCAUGCGCAACUAUUUCGAUGGCACGCCUUCAUGGGACUCCGACCGAGCCCAGGUUUCUCCUGUGAGAAUGACGCCGGCCAGCUUGGGCGAUUUAUAUGGCAGGCUGGAGUUCUACCAGACGGUACGUGUAGCUCAGGCGGUAGAAAUGGUCGCACACUCCUUUGGCGAUUUCCAUAAGUACAGGAGUUGGCAUCCAUGGGCUUUCGAGGAGGCGCACCAGUUCUCUCGACACGACGAUCCAACGAUGGUAGAAGUGGAGAACCAAUUUUCGUGGGCUGAAGGGGAGCUCCCCCGAGACGACGACAAUGACACAGUAAGCUCGGAAGGUGAUCUCCAUAUGGAAGAAGAAGGAGAAGAAGACGAGCAUGCAGUGAUAGAAGUGGAGGACCAGGCAGCAAGAGAAGAAGAAAAAGAUCAUGAAGCGGGAGAAGAAGACGAUGUAGACAAAGAUGAAUUCGCACAGAUAGAAGAGGGUCCAAGAGUAGACGAUGCUCAAUGCGACGGGCUCGAGAGCAAAGACGACGAGGCAGUGGAGAUACAGGUUCUGGCGCACCAGUUCCCUCGAGACGACGAUCCAGCGGAAAUCCAAAUUUCAUGGGACGAAGCUGUGCAGGAGCUCCUCCGGGACGGCACAGAAAGGUCGGAAGGUAUGGAAGAAGUAAGGGAAGACGACGAGCACGCAGUGAUAGAAGCGGAAGACCAUGCAGCGAGAGAAGAAGGAGAAGAUAACAAAGCAGGAGAAGCAGACGAUGUAGACGAAGAUGAAUUCGCACAGAUAGAAGAGGAUGCAAGAGUGGACAAUGCUCAAUGUGAUGGGCUUGAGAGUGAGAACGACGAGGCAGCGGAGAUACAGGUUCUGGCACACCAGUUCCCUCAAGGCGACGAUCUAGCAGAAAUCCAAAUUUCGUGGGACGAAGCGAUGCAGGAGCUUGUCCGAGACAGCACUGCAAGCUUGGAAGGUAUGGAAGAACUACGACAAGAAGACGAGCACGCAGUGAUAGAAGCGGAUGACCAUGCAAUGAGAGAAGAAGAAGAAGAAGAAGAAGAAGAAGAAGAAGACGAGGAUGUGGUGGUAGACGAGGACUUCUCACAGAUAGAAGAGUAUGAUCCAGGAGUGGACGAUGAUCAAUGUGACCGGCUCAAGAGUGAAGACGACGAGGCAGAAGUUGACAAUUGGAUAGUCGAGCCUAAAGAGGACAAGGGUCCGACAGGAGGUGCGGCAGUGCCAGAUCUCGACGAGCAGGCAAAAGACGACUAUCUCGUGGCUGUGCCAUAUCAAACACUGGAGCCUGUCGAUCAACUCGUGGCAGUGGCAGUACGAGAUCCAAGCAUGGAUGAGGAAUCAAACGACGAUGAUCUAGUCGUGGCAGCGAACGCAGCGUCAGUGCCAGAUCCAGAAGCUCCGGCGGCUGUGGAACCAGACUUCUACGAACAGUUCUCUCCGGAUUUCUGGACUUUGCCUCGCAGCUACGACCAAUUUCUCGACAAUUUGUUUUUACAAACGACCCUUUUGUUCGAUCUCAUGUAUUAAUUCGCGCCAAUAAUAUAUUUGUGCCCUA
Selaginella moellendorffii is the source of this 2707-nucleotide messenger RNA. RefSeq lists its product as uncharacterized. The record is from RefSeq and is a predicted model, not a curated record. The coding region runs from base 220 to 2679 and encodes 819 amino acids. The transcript is spliced from 3 exons. Lineage: Eukaryota; Viridiplantae; Streptophyta; Lycopodiopsida; Selaginellales; Selaginellaceae.